AUGCCCCAGUCACCCAGCCAGCUUGAUGACCCCAGCGGCAUCCGUGCUCCGAAAGCAUGUGUACCUUGUGCCGCCGCCAAGGUACGAUGCGAGACGGAACAGGGACAAAAGUUUUGCAAGCGUUGCCUAAGGUUGAACAAGGCAUGUCGGGCACAGCCGCCUGGCGCUCACCGGCGCACGCCACGGCAGAAAGAUGUAACGCGCCUUGAACAAAAGCUCGACGGAGUAACGGCAAUCCUGACUGCCUCCGAGCUCGGGGCGCUGAGAGUCGCCAGCUGCCCGCUGCAACUUCCCAGUCAACCCUGCCUUUCCUUAAACGCGUACCUCGAUCAGUUUAUCAAAAGCGGCGAUGAGACGCAGCUAAUGAUAGAUGUGUUUCGGAAUGAGCUCAUGCCUUAUUUUCCUUUCGUGAUCAUCGCGCCGGACGUGCGUCUGGACGAGCUGCGGGGAAAGAAGCCCUUCCUCCUCCUGGUGAUCAUGAUGGUAGCCUGUCGACAUGACGUACCACGACAGACAGCAAUAGGAAAGGCUAUCAAAGAAAUCAUGGGCCAGAAGAUGAUGACUCAGGGUGAGCAGAGCUUGGAUUUACUGCAGGGACUUCUCGUCUACUUGGCGUGGUACCAUAUCAAUAUCCACCUCGGUGGUCAACUUACAGUCAUCGUCCAUCUAGUCAUGUCGGUGAUGAUUGACCUCGGUCUAAACAAGCACUAUACACCUCGAAAAUACGCGAAGCCCCAAAGGGAGUAUUUUCGCAUGGAUCGACACGAGGCAGCACUGCGAACGUUAGAAGACCGUCGGACUUACCUUGGCUGCUUCUACUUGACCUCCGUGAUAUCCAUGACAGCCCGAGAUUUCGAAGCCAUCCGCUACACCAAGUAUACUGAAGAGUGUCUUACAACAAUCUCUGAAUCAGUCGAGUAUCCAACGGACAUCUAUCUUGUCCAACUAAUCAAGCUGAGCUAUAUCAGUGACAAAAUAAGCCGCACAAUCAUCCAAAGAGAGUGGGACUUGUGCUCAGGCUUGUCUGCACCGAUAGGAGCUUAUGUGAAGUCAAUAGAUGCUGAGCUACGCAAAUGCAAGGCAUCCAUGUCCUUUGACAUUCCUCAAAGCGUGCCACUCCUCAUGAACUACUAUGCGGUCGAGACAUUCUUGACAGAAAUCGCUCUGGAUGACAAUAUUCCUGCCUCGAGGUAUGGAUCUUUCUCCGUCACGCGCCUCGACAUGCUGUUCGCUUGUCUCACGUCUGCGAAACACUUCUUCGAAAUCUUCCAGUCUUUGCCUGCUUCCAUACAUUUCGACCUACCAUAUUCGACAUUUACGAUCGUCAGCCAUCUCUACGUCCUCCUCUCGAAGCUGUCUCUAUGUAUCCACGAUGGGUGGGACCAGAACUACGUUGCGACGUACUUGAACUUCAGCGAUGUAUUGGACCAGUUGUCGAAAAAGGCUGAAGAAGCCAGGGAGCUGGUUAUGCAAACCAAUCAAUUGGCCGAGCCCACUUCUCUCUCGCAUACUCUGCCACGCAGUGUGCCACUGAUCUGGAUGACGGUGGCGGCGAAGAUCCAAGACAUCAAGACUGUGCACGAAGCGAGAAAAGCAGAGCAGUCGAGGAGAGCGCAACCGGAGAACCCGACAUCUGAUCUUGGGACUGAACUGCCCGGGCUGCCGAGUGAGUGUGCAGUGCCAGAUUCGUUUAGCGUCUUUGAGUUCCUCGACGAGCCACUGUGGCAGAACUGGGCAUGA
This is a messenger RNA of Fonsecaea multimorphosa CBS 102226, 1740 nucleotides long. RefSeq lists its product as uncharacterized. The record is from RefSeq and is a predicted model, not a curated record. Gene Ontology annotation, biological process: regulation of DNA-templated transcription. Gene Ontology annotation, molecular function: DNA-binding transcription factor activity, RNA polymerase II-specific; transcription cis-regulatory region binding; zinc ion binding. The coding region runs from base 1 to 1740 and encodes 579 amino acids. NCBI's taxonomy places the organism in Eukaryota, Fungi, Ascomycota, Eurotiomycetes, Chaetothyriales, Herpotrichiellaceae. Gene Ontology annotation, cellular component: nucleus. The transcript has 6 exons.